CACUCUGUUCCGCUGGACACCCAAUGGGAGGGACUAAAGUGUGCAUCACCCACGGGGAGUACACUAACUCCCGCUUGUAACACUGUGCUGAAUACGAUGACAGAGUAUCUUUAGCUUGAACGUAUGUGCAUGACUUUGCCUCGCUUGAAAAACGCCGGUUUGCGCGGAGCCGUGGCUACGUUUGAACUGAGAGAUAUUCCAAAGGGUUGACACACACCCUUCUCAGACUUCUCGUAUUUCACAAUGUCGAUGACCUGAUCUACAGGGCAGGUGGCACUUGCAACAACUGUGCGAUGGCCAGUCCAGAGUAUGUGAUCGAGCCAGCGGCUCAGAGCUCGACAGCACCUAACCUGGGCAGAAGACGCUUCUCGCACGACCUCCACAAUCUGAGAUCAGAUGAGUUAGACUGCCUCAUGUCCAGCAGUGAUGGCCGUCCUUUCCUGGUGGUGCAUCAUCUUGUGGAAAUAAAGGAGGCGGGUGUACCUUACUUAAUGCCUGGUAUUCCUAUUACAUGCAAGGUGGACAACACAGAGAAAUACACUACUCGCUCGAAGGUCCAUGUAGGCACCCUGUACACUGUGCGGCUAACACAUGGUAAUUUCCACUGGACAGUGAAGAGGAAGUACAAGCACUUUCAGGAGCUGCAUCGAGACCUUUACAAACACAGGAUGAUGAUUCACUUGCUGCCUCUGGGAAGAUUUGCAAAGGAGAGGCAUCAGCUGAGAGCUAUGUCGGAGGAAAUGCCCAGCCUGCAUGGUACUGAACGGACCAGAAGGACCUCCAGCAAAAUGAAAUACCUUGAAGAGUACCUGAAUGGUCUGCUGGAGAACACAUUCUGUAGGAAUGAUCACAGCAUGCUGGAAUUCCUCUCUGUCAGUGCUCUCUCCUUCAUUACUGAUCUGGGACCCAAAGGCUUGGAGGGGCCCAUCUUCAAGAGGUCAGGGGGCCACCGGAUCCAAGGCCUGAACUGCAUUGGCCAUCAUCAGUUCUGUUUCCGCUGGUCACGCCGUUGGCUGGUGGUGAAAGACUCCUUCCUGAUGUAUAUGAAUCGUGACAAGGGCUGCAUUAACUUUGUGUUGCUGUUUGACCCAGAGUUCAAAGUGAAAGUAGGCCGUGCUUACACAGACACUAAAUAUGGAGUCUGCAUUGAGAACUUCGCUCGGAGUCUGAUCAUCAAGUGCAGCAGCUAUAGACAAGCUCAUUGGUGGAGUCAUGAAAUCAACAGGCUGGCAGAAUCCUCUGACUUUCUCAAAGUGCAACGCUUUGAGGGGUUUGCUCCACCACGCAAGAAUACACUGACUAAAUGGUAUGUGAAUGGAAGUCGCUACUUUGCAGACCUGGCUGAUGCUCUUGAACAAGCCAAGGAGGAAAUCUUCAUCACAGACUGGUGGCUCAGCCCUGAAGUGUUCCUAAAGAGACCAGCGACUGAUGAUUACUGGCGCCUGGAUGAGAUACUCAAACGCAAAGCAGAACAAGGAGUCAAAGUGUGUGUUCUGCUGUACAAAGAGGUAGAGCUAGCACUUGGCAUCAAUAGUGAGCACAGCAAGAGGACUCUUAUGAAUAUGCACCCAAACAUCAAGGUAAUGCGACACCCUGACCAUGUGUCGUCUGUGGUGUUCCUAUGGGCUCACCAUGAAAAGAUGGUGGCUAUUGACCAAACAGUCGCCUUUGUCGGGGGGCUGGACCUGGCCUUUGGGAGGUGGGAUGACAGCCAGUACCGGCUAACUGACCUGGGUUUGACAGAUAUGUCCAUCAGUGUAACUGAGGAGGAGUCAAAGGGAGAUGCAGGAGAUAAUGGUGUAGCUGAUGGUCCAAAACCAUCUGAACCAGAUAAGCAAGCAGAGCAGGACCCUGAGUGUCUGUCUGGCAACACUAAACUGUGGCUUGGCAAAGACUACAGCAACUUUAUCAGGAAAGACUGGGUCCAAUUGGACAGACCAUUUGAAGAUAACAUCAACCGUACACAAGUUCCUCGCAUGCCGUGGCGUGAUCUGUGUGCAGCUAUUCAUGGCAGAGCUGCCAGAGAUGUAGCCCGACACUUCAUCCAGCGCUGGAACUUCACCAAGAUCUUCAAAAACAAAUACAAGGAUGACUUUUACCCUUACCUUCUUCCCAAGUCUCAGUGUACUGCUGACUCACUCUCAUUCACUGUGCCUGGGUCCAAGAAAGCCAAAGUGCAGGUGUUGCGCUCUGCCGAUCGAUGGUCAGCUGGAACCUGUGAGAACUCAAUUCUGAACGCCUACAUCCACACCAUUGAGAACAGCGAGCACUACAUCUACAUUGAGAACCAGUUCUUCAUCAGCUGUGCCGACGGGAAGACCGUCCAUAACGGGAUCGGGGAUGCAAUUGUGAAGCGAAUCCUGCGUGCACACAGAGAGCAGAAGAAGUACAGAGUGUUUGUGGUGAUUCCUCUGCUUCCUGGAUUUGAGGGAGACAUCAGUGCAGGUGGUGGAAAUGCCAUCCAAGCUAUUCUGCACUUCACAUACAGGACCAUUUGCCGAGGGGAACACUCCAUCCUGUCAAGGCUUAGUGAAAUUGAAGACCAGUGGACAGAGUACAUCACACUCUGUGGCCUUAGAACACAUUCUCAGCUCUCCCAGUCACUUGUCACAGAGCUCAUCUAUGUUCACAGUAAGACCCUCAUUGCUGAUGACCGCUGCUAUAUCAUUGGAUCAGCCAACAUCAACGACCGCAGCAUGCUGGGCAGUAGAGAUAGUGAGUUGGCAGUGUUUGUGGAAGAUGAAGAGAGGGUCUCAUCCAUCAUGGGAGGGGAAGAGUAUCAGGCAGGACCCCUCACACUUGCUCUGCGCAAAGAGUGUUUCAGUGUUCUUGUUGGAGCCUCUUCAGACCCCAGUAUCAAUAUUAAUGAUCCAAUCAGUGACGAUUUCUUCUUCUUGGUCUGGAAUGAAUCUGCUAAACUGAAUGCCACCAUUUAUGACAAGGUCUUCAAAUGCCUGCCCCACAACACGGUCCACAACAUGCGAGACCUGAAGGAGUACUGCAGCAAGGAACGCCUCUGCGAUACAGACCCUGACCAGGCCAUAGAGGAGCUGAAGGCUGUCCGAGGGCUGCUGGUAUACUUCCCCCUGAUGUUUCUAUGUGAGGAGAACCUGCUGCCUCCACUGGGCACUAAAGAGGGCAUCGCUCCUGUAGGGCUGUGGACAUAACCACAACUCAGCCCAGAUCAGACCACUACAUAACAGCUAAAGGGCUCUUGUACCACAUGCUCCUCCUUGUAGUUUUAGGUCACCUAAUGUUCAGUACAAUACACUAAAUUAGUAACAGCAGUGGCAUUUCACUGGUGAGAAAAAGACAUCACCUUAACCCAAUGUAUUUGUUAUUAAUUGCGGUUUUUUAUAUUGUGUGUUGACCGACAAUGGGCUAGUCUGAACAUAACCACUGACGUAGAUUUUAUGAUGACUGACAAUCUGUUAGAACAGUAGAUUAACCUGUACUGACCAGUUUGUUCUUGAUGGCAGUGUCUGUUUCAUAACCUCUACAGUGCAAUCUGAACUGCGGGGCUGGCAGAGGUGCAAAACACAUAUCAAUGAAUGUAUGAGUCAGGAGAGCAUUUUAAGGUUGUAUUGGAAAUCAAACAUCUCACAUGAUCUGGGAACAUAGUGUACAUUUAUUGGUGCAAGGUUUUUGGGUGGGUGGGUGGCUCUGUCUCUCUCUCUUUCUCUCGCUCUCACUCUUUCCCUCCGAGGCUUCACCUCUCACUGCAGUGCCAGCAAAUCUGUCAGAACAUUUGUGGUUGUUAUGGUGAUGGAUAUAAAGAGAUAACUGGAUUGGAGCUGAAAUAAAGACUGGAUAGGGCAGCAAAGGGAGAGCACUGAUAAGAGGGAUAACUUGCUAAAUCAGGAUGGUGUAUAUUCAAACAAGACCAACAAGAUCUGUUGAAGCAAAGUCAUUUUAAGUUUUGUUGAUAUGAUAUGAUCGGGUGGCAAAACUGAGAGAGGGAAAGAAAAGAAGAUAAAUGAAGGGUGCUAGGUUGAUUUACUGUUAAUUGUCACAUUGUUUUAAACAGUCACUGUGACAACCAAGUGAAUUAUUGUUUCACCAUGUUGUCAGCAUUCCAGAACACAACAUUCCACUAUCCAGCUGACUUUGAGAAAACUGUGUAAAGCAGAGACACGUAUUGUCUGAUCAUGGCAUUUUUUCAGCUAUUUCCGUGUCAGCUCCACAAUGUUGUGUCUAGAGGCCCUACGCCAUCUUGCAUGUCUGUCCUAUAUUAGUAUUUUGCUCACAUUACACAUUUGUUUAGGUGCAUUACAUCUAGCCAUUGCACUGAAACUUAGCAGUGACAUAAUGUGGCUUUCAUUCAUGGUGCAAUUCUCAUAGUUACAGCAGCAUCAAGACAUUUUUAAUCUUAAACUGCAAAUUAUUUGAAGUUUUCUUUGAUAUAAAAUCAUGUUAGUUAUUCUCUUGAAACCUGUUAAUUUCUUUCACUCAGCCAUGAGGAAUUGAGUGACAACUAUUGAGCAAUCUGGAAAAGUCUUGCACUGUACAAAUAUGUAGCAUCGGUGGUAAAUGUAGAAAGGCAACUACCCCACCUUUGAAAUAUUGUACU
Messenger RNA from Xiphias gladius (swordfish), 4570 nucleotides. It is a transcript of the gene pld2, whose product is annotated as phospholipase D2. The record is from RefSeq and is a predicted model, not a curated record. Bases 294 to 3167 code for a protein of 957 amino acids. Lineage: Eukaryota; Metazoa; Chordata; Actinopteri; Istiophoriformes; Xiphiidae. Gene Ontology annotation, molecular function: phosphatidylinositol binding; D-type glycerophospholipase activity. The transcript is spliced from 25 exons. Gene Ontology annotation, biological process: phosphatidic acid biosynthetic process; cell motility; intracellular signal transduction.